Helobdella robusta is the source of this 579-nucleotide messenger RNA. RefSeq lists its product as hypothetical. Lineage: Eukaryota; Metazoa; Annelida; Clitellata; Rhynchobdellida; Glossiphoniidae. Gene Ontology annotation, molecular function: metalloendopeptidase activity; zinc ion binding. Gene Ontology annotation, biological process: proteolysis; collagen catabolic process; extracellular matrix organization. The transcript is spliced from 4 exons. Gene Ontology annotation, cellular component: extracellular matrix. The annotation marks the transcript as partial. The record is from RefSeq and is a predicted model, not a curated record.
UUCUUCGCUCGGUCACAUGCAGGAGUGUUGGACGAGGCCACCAGGAAGUUGAUGAACACUCCCAGGUGCCAACUGGCAGACGAUGUUUCCAUGCAAUCCUUCAAACGCAAGCGAUUCAACGCUCUUUACGGAUGGUCGAAGAACCGAUUGAGAUACAACAUCAACAACCUUCCCACCAACUCAUACAACAUGCAGGAUUCAAGUAAGGUCCAUCAAGCUCUAGCCACUGCAUUUAAAGAUUGGAGUUUUGUAGCAGAUAUUAAAUUUGAGCAAAGCAGUUCUGAUGAUGAGGCGGAUGUGAAUGUAGCUUUCUACAGCAGGGACCACGGAGACGGCAACCCUUUUGAUGGACCAGGAGCUGUACUAGCCCACUCCUUCUACCCUGACGAUGGCAGACUGCAUUUUGACGAUGAUGAAAGCUGGUCGACCAACAAUUAUGGAAUAAAUCUUCGACAAGUGGCCACUCACGAAAUAGGCCACAUAAUUGGGUUGGGUCAUACUCGGGUCAAAGAUGCCGUCAUGUAUCCUUAUUAUCAAUAUUCAGCCGACUUCAAAUUGCAAAGUGAUGACAUCAGAGGA